ACUAGCAGGCCAUGGCGGCUCAAACAGUGCUACCACUGCUCUUAUCUCCCCAAGCACUAUUGCUCUAUCUCUUGCUCAUCCCUGUGCUCCUCCUCCUCCGGGCAACAAACAGGCGAUCGGCCGGCGAGCGAGCCGCAGCGGACAACCAUGGGGGCCGUCCCCUCCCUUCGCCUCCGAACAAGCUCCCUCUCAUCGGCCACCUGCACCUGGUCGGCCCCGACCCGCACGUCUCCCUCGCCGCCCUCGCCGCCAAGCACGGCGACGGCGGCCUCCUGCUCCUCCGCCUGGGCCAGACGCGCGCCCUCGUCGUCUCCUCCCCGCGCGCCGCCGAGGCGGUCCUGCGCACGCACGACCACGUCUUCGCCUCGCGGCCGCCGAACGCGCUCGCCGACGCCCUCCUGGACGGCGGCGCCGACGUCGCCUUCGCCCCCUACGGCGAGUUCUGGCGGCAGGCCAGGAGGCUGGUCACCACGCACCUGCUCAGCGCCAGGAAGGUGCACUCGCUCCGCCGCGGCCGCGAGGAGGAGGCGCGCCUGGUGAUGGCCAAGAUCCAGGGGGCGGCCGCCGCCGGCGCCCCCGUGGACAUGACGAGGCUGCUCGGCAGCUUCACCAACGACGUAGCGUGCCGUGCCGUGUCCGGGAAGUUCUUCCGGGAGGAAGGCCGGAACGAGCUGUUCAGGGAGGCGAUCGACGGGAACGUGGCCGCGUUUGGCGGGUUCAACCUGCUGGACUACUUCCCGGGCCUGGCCAAGGUGGGCGUGCUCGCGCGACUGGUGUUUGCCAGGACCAGUCGGUUAAAGAGGAAAUGGGACGAGCUGCUCGAUAAGAUCAUCGACGACCAUGUCAGCAAAAAGGCAUCGCCACAGCAACACCAUGGGCACGAUCAGCAAGAAGAUCAAGAGGCAGACUUCGUCGAUGUGCUCCUCAGUCUUCAGGAGGAGUACAGUCUCACCAGACAGCAUACCAAGGCCAUAUUGAUGGAUAUGUUUGUGGCAGGCACAGAUACAUCAUACAUAGUUCUCGAGUGUGCCAUGGCUGAGCUCAUGCGAAAGCCGAACCCCAUGGCCAAACUUCAAGCUGAGGUGAGGGAAAAUACACCCAAGGGCCAACAAAUAGUGACCGAGGACGACUUGGGCAACAUGGCCUACCUAAAGGCCGUCGUGAAGGAGACGCUCCGGCUACACCCACCAGCGCCGCUCCUCCUCCCGCACCUCUCCAUGGCCGAAUGCGACAUCGGCGGUUAUAAAGUCCCCGCAGAAACCCGUGUGAUCGUAAACGCUUGGGCUCUUGGUAGAGACCCUGGAUCGUGGGAGGCUGUCGACGAGUUCAUGCCGGAGAGGUUUGUGGACGUCGUGUCCCCCGACUUCAAAGGGUGGGAUUUUCAGUUUCUGCCGUUUGGAGCUGGGCGAAGGAUAUGUCCCGGGAUAAAUUUUGGGAUGGCGUCUGUGGAGAUCAUGCUCGCCAACCUUGUCUAUUGUUAUGAUUGGGAGCUCCCGGACGGCAUGCAACAAGAGGACCUGGAUAUGACUAGUGUGUUUGACAUGACGAUGCGUCGGAAGGAGAAGUUAUUUCUUCUCCCGAGAACAAGAUGUUAAUCAUGCAUAAUAUCUGUCAUGAAUUAUGUGCACUUGUAAAGUUAGAUAUUACACUAGUAUAUAUGAUUUUCCCAGUUUUCAAGAGGGUAUGUGGGAAA
Molecule: messenger RNA, 1693 nt
Organism: Triticum aestivum (bread wheat)
Lineage: Eukaryota; Viridiplantae; Streptophyta; Magnoliopsida; Poales; Poaceae
Product: indole-2-monooxygenase-like
Exons: 2
Coding region: 12-1595 (527 amino acids)
Molecular function (GO): heme binding; monooxygenase activity; iron ion binding
Source: RefSeq, a predicted model, not a curated record